Molecule: messenger RNA, 5207 nt
Organism: Ailuropoda melanoleuca (giant panda)
Lineage: Eukaryota; Metazoa; Chordata; Mammalia; Carnivora; Ursidae
Gene: CPLANE2
Product: ciliogenesis and planar polarity effector complex subunit 2
Exons: 6
Coding region: 173-949 (258 amino acids)
Molecular function (GO): GTPase activity; GTP binding
Source: RefSeq, a predicted model, not a curated record
GGCGUGCGGCGGGCUCCGAAGCCGGAUGCAAGCCGGGCGGAAGCAACCCGAGCGGGCUGGGCGGCGGGAGCGCGGGCUGGGCUUUUAAAGGGACCAGCUCCGCCCGGGCCCAUUCGGCGACGGGACCGGCUGAUGCAUUCUGCCAUCUCCCUACCCAUCCGGGCGCCCAGCCAUGGCCAGACCACCUGCCCCGGGCUCGGUGAUUGUUCCAGACUGGCAUGAGAGCGCAGAGGGCAAGCAGUACCUGGCCUGCAUCCUCCGCAAGAACCGCAGACGGGUGUUUGGGCUGCUGGAGCGACCAGUGCUGCCCCCACCUGUAGCCAUUGACACAGCCAGCUACAAGAUCUUCGUGUCUGGGAAGAGUGGCGUGGGCAAGACGGCCCUGGUGGCCAAGCUGGCUGGCCUAGAGGUACCCGUGGUACACCAUGAGACCACUGGCAUCCAGACCACCGUGGUAUUUUGGCCAGCCAAGCUGCAGGCCAGCGACCGUGUUGUCAUGUUCCGCUUUGAGUUCUGGGACUGUGGGGAGUCUGCACUCAAAAAGUUCGAUCACAUGCUGCCGGCUUGCAAGGAGAAAACAGAUGCUUUCCUCUUCCUGUUCUCCUUCACCGACCGUGCCUCCUUUGAAGACCUCCCUGGACAGCUGGCCCGAAUAGCAGGCGAGGCCCCUGGUGUUGUCAGGAUGGUCAUCGGCUCCAAAUUUGACCAGUACAUGCACACGGAUGUGCCCGAGCGGGACCUCACAGCCUUCCGGCAAGCCUGGGACCUGCCCCUCCUGCGGGUGAAGAGUGUGCCGGGGCGGCGGCUGGCAGAUGGGCGCACACUGGAUGGGCGGGCUGGGCUGGCUGACAUUGCCCACGUACUCAAUGGCCUGGCGGAACAGCUGUGGCACCAGGACCAGGUGGCAGCUGGUCUGCUCCCCAACACCUCCGAGAACACCCCCAGCUGAUCCCUACUGCCAACCCUCAGCUGACCCAAGGCAGAGGGCAGCACCCAGGUCCUCAGGCUGAGGCAGGAAUAUUGAUAUCAACCUGAGGACUGGCCAGAGGGGCCUGUCGUGAGGAUGGUGCCCCGAGAAGCAGCCUCCUGCCCCAGCAGUACCUUCCUUGCAGAAUUCAUGGCAGUGAGAUGGGGGCACAAGGUUCUGUGGGUCAGUGGGCUGAGGGCAUCUGGAUGCCCCCUGGCCUUCUCCCUCUGACCUGGGGCGUCUAGGCUCUGGAAGCUGAGGAAGUGUGGGGGCAGGGCCCCAGGGCUCAAGCUUCUCCCCCAACGGCCUGCUGUCCUCCCCCUUUCUGCAGCACCCAGCGAGGGUGACUGGGAAGAGGGGGUGUCCCAGCCAGGCCCUGGACCUCAAGUGACUUCAAUCAAGAGCCUAUAUUAGUUGAGGUAACACCAUCUGCUGUACCAGAUAAACCCUGAAAUCGCGGUGGCUUAACUCUUUGGAAGUUUUUUCCUUGCUCUGUCUCACCGCAGGUGGAAGUGAAAGGUGGGUCUGGGGGCUCUGCUGAAUGAACUCAUGCAGAGACCCUGAAUCUGAGGUCUUUGACACAUGGCUUCCUGGUUUGCCCUGGGACAUCAACAUCAGUCAGCCGACUGGGAAUGAAUGCAAGUGGAAGGUUACCUAGGAGGUUUCCAUGGACCUGGCCCCGGCAGUGUGCUUUACUUCUGCCCACCUUCCAUUGGCCAACACAUAGUCACAUGGUUAUAUGGAGCUGCAGGGCAUGCUGGGAAAUGUAGUCCACCAUCAUGUUCAGGGGGUGGGCCCUCUCUGUGCAGUACCUUUCUCCAUCGUGGUGUCAGGCUAGGCUUAGGACAGGGGCCCCACCAACCUGGGGAAUCAGAAAGCUCACUACACAGCACCAGGGACUGGAUCAGGUGGAGUCAGGGAGUGAGUUGCCCUGUUGGGCAACUCCGCCCUGGGGAAAGCCAGCAAGGGUAGGUGCAGGAAAGUGAGUGAGCUUGCGCAUUCUUGUGUCUCACCCCUGCCCCAUCUUCCAGACACCGAUGAAAGGCUAAAGUAGGGCGGGGGCGGGAGGGGGGCUGGUGCUGAUGAAGAGGGUCUUUAUGCGUUCUGACACCCCUGAUGGUGGGCCAAGGCCUGGCCCGAGUCUGAGCCAGCUGGAAGGGCCUGGGGGCGCAGGUAUGUGACCCCAAACGCCAGCUGACCCUUGGAGCCCCCUCUUGAGAAGUCAGCACCAGCAGCUCUGUACACCCCAUCCUCAACAUGCAUGAUUACAUACCAACACUUGUUCUAAAACGCUGUCCUCCACACAUUUACACACCCCCUGCUGGCAUCUCUCACUCCUGGGCACCCUGAUUGCCUGCAUGGCGUUUACCAUGCCUGCCACCUGGGCACUACCCAUGGGUUUGUCACCCCUUCCAGGGCCUAAAGGACUGAUUUUAGCACCUUCUUACCCCCAGCUCUGGUUCAGAGCUGAGAUCUGAGCUUAUCCCAUACCCCAGAGGAGGAAUGUCCCUGGGCAGGACCCCAUGCCUCACAGUGGCACAGCUGGUAGGCCGGCUCCACUCCUGGGCCAUACAUCUUUCCACUGUAAGCUUCAGCUCUGCUCCCAGUCAGUGGGUUCAGCCCGUUUUUCUCUGUUCUUAGCUCGAGUAGAUCUUACCCCAGCAGGCAACAGCAACGCUUGGGAGUGGGACCCCGUGAAGGUAGCCUCUGGGCCUGAAUGUGACCCCCCCACCCCCAGCUACAGGUGCCUGUGUUGUGAGCACCAGCUACCCCACGUCCAGCCAGUUAUCUCUGGGUCUGAAGCUCCCCCAGAAAGGAACCUUCUGCAUCCUUCUUGGGCACCAGCUCUGCACCAGCAGGCCAGUUUUCUCCUGGUUAGCCCUGCUCCAGUCAGAGAAUCACCCUGUCACCCUCCUUCACCCCAAACCAAGAAGUGAGCAAUUCCCUUUGCUGUUUUCCUGUGUAAGGGCAAGGUAGGGAGGGUGGUGGGACUGGGACUUGGAGCCCAGCCACCUGCCAUCCCAGCCCCCACUUUCUCAGCCCCUGCGAGCCCUGCCCCUAUGCCAUUUCAGCCUACUGCUCCACGGUAGUGCAGAAUGUACUGUAUGGUGACUAACAUAAUGUAAUAAUAAAAAAAAACACAUUAAAAAAAAAAAGAACUGGGAGCCCGAGGGAGGAAGGAACUGCAAAUCAUUACUGUAAUGGCCAGUGGCUGGGACUGGGCAGGGUCACGUGGAGAAGUGAGGAGCGUGUGUAGACACACACGUGUGGGUUCAGGCCAGCUUCGUGGGCCUGCCAUGUGGGCAGUCCACAGGGUCCCACACUCAGAGGGGCCUUCCCACCUGGCUUAAUGUCUGCUGUUGCCAUCUUGAAACUCUGGACACCACAAAUUAUGCGGCAGGUCGUGUGUGUGUUGUCCAGGGAGAGGGUCUGGGCUCCAGAUAAAGCUCCCUCCCCUCUCAGGGCUCGGAGACAGAGGCCGCUUCAGUGAAGUGUCACAAGGCCACCAAGAAGUUGCCUUCUCCCCACUCUGGUGCCAAAAAUUCCACCAUUAGAUCACAACAGCUCAAAGGCAAAUACCUCUCCACUCACCCCUGAGGCUCCCUGGAAGGAAGGGGUAGUGACUAUGCCCCCAGACUGAUUCAGGGGUGGACCCUGACUUAGAAGGACCUUUGGGAAAAGGGUAGUCAUGUUUGCUGCUCAGGGCCCUGGGCCACUGAACUUUGGGGCUCUGGAGGGAAGCCUGUAGGAUGAGGGACCAUCUUCUCCUGAGGUGAGGGUGGGGGUGGGUUGUGCUGUGGCCCAACCCUGCUGCCCAUCUUCCCAGAUUCAGGACUUACUAGCCCCCUCUUUCUUCCCCAAAAGCCUCUCAAGGAGUCCUCUCAAGGGGUUCUCUCAAGGAGACCCCCUUCCCUAGCGAUGGGGAGUGCCGUGGACUGACUGUGUCCCCCCCAGAUUUAUACUUUGAAAUCUGAAUCCCUAAUGCGACGGUAUUAGGGGCCUUUGGGAGGUGAUUAGCUCUUGAGGGCGGAGCCUUAUGCAUGCGAUUAGUGUUCUUAUGAAAGAGACCCCACAGACCUCUGCAGCCCCUUCUACCCAAUGAAGACGCAGUAAGUGCAGGCUAUAAACUAGGAAGAGGGCCCUCAAGGACCUGCUGGUGCCUUGACCUUGGACUUGCCACCUUCAGAGCUGUGAGAUACAGAUUUCUGUUUUUUAUAAACCACCAGUCUGUGGUAUUCUGCUAUAGCAGCCUUAACAGACUUAGAGAAACUGAGGUCCAGAGAGGGACAGGCAUUUGCCCAAGGCUGCAGAGUCAGGAAGCAGCUCUGAUGCUCUCAGCCCUAGGCACUCCCUCCCUUGAACCAUCCCUCCCCCCCAUCCCCUAAUGCUGUCUUGGGGUCCAGCCCCUCACAGGCCCUCUCCUAGUCCUCCCAGCUUUUCCAGCUGAGAAGCCUGGAGCUGCCUGUAGGAGGGAGAAAUGCAGUGCUGGCACCUCCUUCCUCCCUUUCCUUCCCUUUUUCUCCAUCCCUCUCCCUUCCCAGGCCAUGCUGAGCUGUCAGUGAAAAGUUCCUCCCUGCUGCCAGCCAAAUCUGGCUGGCCUCCUGGGCAACUGGGAGGACCCCUGGCAAGGAACCUGUCCCCAGGAUAAGGAAAGGGAUGUGGGAACCCACCGGCAAAGGCUGCUGGGUGGGCUCCCAGGGCCCAGGCUGCGUCUAGGGUGGGGGUGGGGCAUCCUCUCUUGCCGCAGAUCUUCUUACUCCGUGGGCAGCCUGGUGCCAGCUGUGAUCCCCAUGUGCCUGGCACAGGCUUGGUGGGGAGGGGAAGUGCCCAGAUGGAGGCAGGAGGCUCAGGGGACAGACAAGUUGGAGCUUCGAGGAGCCAAAUUCCCAGAGGGCCAAGCUGGGGGGGGGGGUAGAGGUUCUUCUCUCCCUGUGACCUCAGACCCAGAGGCUGGGGCAGUGGGGGUGGGGGAAGCUGAAGCUGGCUUUCAACUCUAUUCUAGAAAAUAGGGGUAGAUCCUGGGAGCAAAGAUGACAGACUGAGGCUGGGGGUAGGGAGGGGGUCCAGAAGGAAGGUGAAGGAGAGCCAGGACCUUGGGCCAUUCACUUGAAUUCCUGUGUAAAAUGAAGAUAACGGCACCCACAUCUUUGACUUGUAAGUCAAUGUGUGUAUUUAAGAUGUUCAGCACUGCACCAGGCACCAAGUGAAGGGCUCAGUAAAUGUCGGCUGUUAUCUGCCA